UAGAUGGCGCAGUGCUUUUCUAGUAGGCCCCGCCCCAGAAGGCCUUUUAAAACAGUGUACAUAAUGUAAGCUUGUGUUGGUGGUGAAGGAGAAGAAGAGUUUACUGAUGGAUCUGAAAGGGACGCCUGUUGAAAAUGGAUACCGUAUGCCUGCAGAAUGGGAACCCCACUCUUAUUGUUGGAUGGGUUGGCCAGAGCGUCCAGAUAACUGGCGAAAUAAUGCAGUCCACGGUCAGCGUGCAUUUGCAACUGUAGCAUCUGCUAUUUCAAGAUUUGAACCAGUAACAAUCUGUGCUAGUGCUGCUCAGUGGGAAAGUGCAUGCAGCUUGUUGCCUAAACAUAUCAGGGUUGUGGAGAUGAGCAUGAAUGAUUCUUGGUUUCGUGAUACUGGUCCAACUUUUGUCAUCAGAAAUACCGCAGCAAAUGCAGAACAUGCAGCGUCAAGUGUUGCAGGGAUUGAUUGGACCUUCAAUAGCUGGGGUGGUGUUGAUGAGGGCUGUUACAAAGACUGGAGUCUUGACCUUCUUGUUGCAAGAAAGAUUUUGGCAAUUGAAAAGCUCCCAAGGUUUUCGCAGUCUAUGAUUCUUGAAGGUGGAAGCAUUCAUGUUGAUGGAGAAGGGACUUGUCUCACAACAGAAGAGUGCCUCCUGAACCCAAACAGGAAUCCACAUUUGUCUAAAGAACAGAUUGAGAAUGAACUAAAAGCAUAUCUUGGAGUCAGGAAGAUUAUUUGGCUGCCUCGAGGGUUGUAUGGUGAUGAGGAUACAAAUGGUCAUAUUGACAACAUGUGCUGUUUUGUGAAACCUGGUGUUGUUUUGUUGUCUUGGACUGAUGAUCUAUCUGAUCAACAGUAUGAAAGAUCCUCUGAAGCGCUCUCUAUUCUUGAAAAUACUUCUGAUGCCAAUGGUAGAAAAAUACAAGUGAUCAAACUCCAUGUACCUGGGCCACUCUAUAUGACAGAUGAGGAGGCAGCUGGACUAGUUCAGGAUGAUGAUGCUAAAUCUAGGCCUUCAGGUACAAGGCUUGCUGCUUCUUAUGUGAACUUCUACAUUGCUAAUGGUGCAAUUAUUACUCCGCAAUUUGGGGAUAAAAAAUGGGAUGAAGAAGCUAUUAGAGUCCUCUCACUGGCAUUUCCAAAUCAUGAGGUUGUAGGAAUUGAAGGUGCUAGGGAAAUUGUAUUGGCAGGUGGAAAUAUACAUUGUAUCACGCAGCAGCAGCCAACUGGCCCAGAAUAAUUACCCAAGGUUAUAAAUGGUUCCAUAUCUUAGCAGAAUCCAACUAAGAUUUGACAUGAUUUGACAUGUGCAAGUGAUAACAUGGAAUUCUUAGUGAUCACAUGUGCAAGAUGAACUUUAGUUUCUGUAUUUGCUUUUUGUUUCAAGAUUCUGGAGUGCAAAAAUAAUGUCUGGGAUUUUAUAACUGUACUGUUGGGUCAAACUACAAAUUGCUUGUUCGUUAUGUUGUUCUUUUUUUGUAAGCUUCAGACUUCAAUAGCAGCUCCUUUUUUGGCUAUUAUACUGAAAUCUAGAAUGCAUA
Molecule: messenger RNA, 1535 nt
Organism: Solanum dulcamara
Lineage: Eukaryota; Viridiplantae; Streptophyta; Magnoliopsida; Solanales; Solanaceae
Product: agmatine deiminase
Exons: 10
Coding region: 107-1234 (375 amino acids)
Biological process (GO): putrescine biosynthetic process
Molecular function (GO): agmatine deiminase activity; protein-arginine deiminase activity
Source: RefSeq, a predicted model, not a curated record